UUCUAAUUAAUAAAGCUACAAUAUUGAAUUCCAACCGCCUCGCCUUUCAUUUUAUCUGCAACAUUAUCAUCCAAAGGAGGAGAGAGAGAGAGACAGAGAAUGAAGGGGUUGAUUUGCCAGUCAACAGCAGUAUGCUUGAGCCAUGAGCAGCGCUCAGUGGCGGCGCCGGAGAGAAUGAACAAGUACGUUAGGUUAGGGGAGCAUCGCCAUCGCCAUCAUCAUCACCACGCCAAAAACAUCAAUCAACCGCCUGUAUCUCAUCAUCUUUUUCAGGUGGUUGUCAUGAGAGUCUCCAUUCACUGUCAAGGUUGUGCUGCUAAACUCCGCAAACAUCUAUCCAGAAUGCAAGGUGUGACGUCAUUCAGCAUUAACCUAGAGAGCAAGAUGGUAACAGUAGCUGGACACGUGUCUCCAUCUGGUGUGCUUGAGAGCAUAUCAAAGGUGAAAAGGGCAGAAUUUUGGUCCGGUUAGAUUAAGUUAUUAAGUUUCUUUUAUUUUAUCCACUGGGAUUAAUUAGUUUCCAUUAACGCGCGUUGAUCAGUGAUAGUAGUAUGCAUAUUUAUAUAUGAUAUGAUGUUUGGUUUGGAAAUUUGAAUAACGAUUUUGAGUGUGUUAAAAUAUUCAGGCAAUAA
Molecule: messenger RNA, 632 nt
Organism: Salvia splendens (bonfire salvia)
Lineage: Eukaryota; Viridiplantae; Streptophyta; Magnoliopsida; Lamiales; Lamiaceae
Product: protein SODIUM POTASSIUM ROOT DEFECTIVE 2-like
Exons: 3
Coding region: 100-471 (123 amino acids)
Molecular function (GO): metal ion binding
Source: RefSeq, a predicted model, not a curated record